This is a messenger RNA of Sparassis crispa, 1206 nucleotides long. Its product is annotated as Sec14 cytosolic factor. NCBI's taxonomy places the organism in Eukaryota, Fungi, Basidiomycota, Agaricomycetes, Polyporales, Sparassidaceae. The transcript has 7 exons. Bases 1 to 1206 code for a protein of 401 amino acids. The record is from RefSeq and is a predicted model, not a curated record.
AUGGCCGCGGGCGCCGACGACAGAGACGCCAUCCUCCAGCUUUUCCGCGAGCAGCUCACCGAGCAGGAUCUCCUCCGCAACGGAGACACCAUCGGCACAGAUGAUAACACCUUAUCGCGCUUCUUACGUGCCCGCAAGUAUGAUCUCGAGCAGGCGACGACGAUGUGGAGGAACUGCCAGAACUGGAGGAAUACCGUAGAGGGCAUAGGCAUCGACGAGCUGUACCGGCAGAUCGAUCCCUUCGAUUACCCAGAGCGGGAUGAGGUGUUCAAGUGCUGGCCUCUGUGGUUCCAUAAGACAGACAAGAAAGGCCGCCCUGUGAACAUUCACCACUUCGGCGGGAUCAACAUGCCAGAGCUGUACCGGCACAUAUCACCGCAGGGCUUCUGGAAGACGAUUGUCGUUAACGCCGACGCGCUCACCCGAGAGGUCCUCCCCGCCUCCACCAAGGCCGCAGGGCGCAAUAUCGACGGCACAUUCGUCAUCGUCGAUCUGAAAGGUUUCGGUAUUAGCCAGUUCUGGCAGAUGAAGAACCUCGCCCACGACUCGUUCCAGAUGUCGCAAGACUACUUCCCAGAGACCAUGGCGCAGCUUGCGAUCGUGAACGCGCCCACGUCCUUCACGACGAUAUGGGCGUUCAUCAAGCCAUGGCUCGCAAAGGAGACCGUCGCCAAGGUCGACAUCCUCGGGUCCGAUUACGAAUCCGUGCUCCUCGCGCAGAUCGACGCAGAGAACCUGCCCGAGUCCCUCGGCGGCACUUGCACUUGUGUUGAGGCGGGUGGGUGCAGCAAAAGUAACGCGGGCCCAUGGACGGACGGGCGCAGGGAGCGGCGCGAGCGGUGGCUGAGAGGCGAGGGCGAGCUAGUGGAGGGCAUGGAGCUCGCCCCGGCGUCUCAGCCGGAGAAAGCGGAGGACAGGGGGUUGUCGGACGCAUAUGGCAAGGAGAGCGAAGUGAUGGACGCAGAGGGAGAUGUGGAGAGGAGCAUCGCUGAGCCUGCAGCGGAUACAGACCUGGAGGCGGAGGAGAGCACGCCCUCGAGCUCGUCGAUGCCAUCUACCCCAGAUGACGGGGAAGAGACCAGUGGAAGAUUGCGGGACUUAACACUCGACGGCGCGGGCGAGGUACGCAGGAAGAAGUCACCCGAGGAGUCCAUUGCGGAGGUGUAUAGCGAGCUUCCAGAGACGGAGCUGAAAAAUGCUGCGUGA